GAAGCAGCGGAGCAGGUCAGGCAGCACGCUAUGGCUUUAGCUCAACACGUGUGUCUGGAGGAAGAGAAGGACUAUGUGCCAGACAGACAGGCUGAUGUGAAAGCUCUGGAGGACAAGGAAGGCCAUUCAGAACUGGACAACAAAGUUUGGACUGAAGCAGUUAUGUCCAGCAGUGACAGCAACUUACAGACUGAGAAGGAUCUUAAACCAGUGAACAGUUAUAAGGAAAAGGUUACUAUCACAGCUAGCACAAACACAGAGACAGUUUCUAGUGUCACGUGUGCUCCGAGACUCAGCUCUGUGUCAGAUCCUUGUACGGAGGGGCACACACAGAGUCCACUCAGACAGAAGACAACACUCAGAGCAUCAUGGUCCAGUUGGCACCCAGAGGAGCAGAUGGAAUACAAGCCAGCGAGCUGUUGGUCAGCUCCCGCCAGGUUAGCCUCUGCUGCUUGCAUGUUGAGUGAGGCACCACACGACCAGCCUUGGGUGACCAGAGUGUGUCAGGGGACACAGCAGGAAUCUCCUGACGUAAAACACCAGGAGGAGGAUUGCGGGGAAGCCUGCAUCAGCACAGAAGCACUUUGUCGUGUUAUGGAAACAAAGAGCCGGAGCUUUUAUAGCAUAUGUUCUAUUGACGCCGAAGACCUUGAACAUGACCAUGAGCACAGUCAGCCCCAAACAGCUGGAGCAACACAGUCACUGCACACAGCUGAAGGACAAACAGCCCCCCCACCCUGCUUAGCGGAAGUCCCAGACUCUAGCCAAUCAGAGGCAUUUACAGUCUGGGACCACACAUAUGUCACAGAAUCUAAAAUGAUUAGCAAAUCACAUGAUGAGAAAACAACUUCUCUCCAGUCACAUGUUGCUAAAACACGCUCAGCAGAACAAAUCACCCAUGCUGUGCCCCUGGACUCUGUGUCUGACACAUGGCUCCUGACUAGUAGUCAUCAAAGUAGUGAAGACCCCCCGGUAUCCUCACUAGAGAAUAGUGAGUCUGCACAGCUGAAUUCCCAGAGAGCUGCAAUAGAAACAGAUGCAAUUACAUGUGAUGUUUCAAAUCUCACAAUGCCAGUUACAUGUGUCCAUGUGGAGGAGAAGAAUGAAGCUGCUGAAGAUGGGACAGUCAGAGAGUCAAAGGAGAUAAUACUGACAGAGGACUGUUUUCAAGUUCAUAGUGAGUGUUCAGAGGGCGAGAUUAUGUACUUAGAGGACUGCUUGGCUUCAGAGGACGUCUGUAAUGUGACAGAAAAAAGAAUGGUUGACUUUCAGGAGAAAGACGCUGAUCAGAGCGUUGAUUCUGACUGUGGUCGUUUCCAGCAGUCUGAAUUCAGAGCAGAGCUGGACAUCAUAAAUUCACACUCAGCCACCGAAACCUCUAAACCCAACACUUCAUACCUGAACCCGGGAUUUUUAAAUAUGAUCCACAAGGAGGAGGAAGAUGAGGAGGUUGUAUUCCCUCUGCUCGGAGGGGAGAUUGAAACAGAUGAAUCCUCCCUGCAAAGUGAAACUAUCCCUGUGAACAUUCGCAGAAUACAUACUGGAAAGGGUGAAAUUGGUCACAGUAGUACAGCCGAUACGACUCUCACAGAGGUGUCUUCGCUUUCCACCAGCUCCUCACUGUCUUUGUCGCCCACUAAAAUGGCCAUCGCCGGCCUCACAAAUCUGGCUCCUCUCUCACAGUCAACAAAAAAUAACUGUAAAUCCAUCACAGUGGUGAAUCCACAGUUACUAUGUAAUCGCCUGAUUAGCGAUACUGAGUUUGAUUACUGUGACAAAUUGCUUAAUUCCUCUGGUCUGAACACUGAGGGUGGGGUGGUGUUUGACUCAGAGGAUGUCCUCAACAGUGGGGCAGUUGAAACUCCAAAAGCAGAAACUCAUCAGAAAUUUAAAUCUAGUGAGAGAGGUAAUGUUUCCAUUGGUUUACCUGAAAUGGACCAAAACACUUCUGACUUAGUAAGGAGUAAUAAAGAAUGUGACAUCUUGUCUGAGCACUGCAACGCUCGUGUGGGUGUAAAUAUAAGCAUCACUCCUAAGGGCCCGGAGAUUUCUGAGGAUUUGAGUCACAGUCCUCUCACACAGCCUCCGCCUGCUGAAAGCAAGCUUUCUGUUCAUACUUCCUCCACUCCACUGCUUUCUUCUUUUUCUCUGUUCACUUCUGAGACUGAAAACUCUGCUACCAAGAGUAGAUCCAACCAACAAGAGAAAAAUCCAUCAGAGAAUAAAGUAGAGGAGACCGUUGAACAGCUGACUCACAUCGAGCAACUUGUUGUGAUGCCAGUCAGGCAUAAAUCUGUGGAUGCAGUGGAGCAGCAUCCCCGUAGCUCUCAUCCAGCCUCUGAAUCCACAAAAAUAUUUGCCUCCAGUGUUUCCUUUGACUGUGUGAACCCUCAACUGGAUGCUGGUAUACAGGAUGACACUUUUGACAGUUUAUCACAACUGGAAGAGUCAUCAGAUAAAAAUCACUUGGAGGAAACGAAUGAGAUGAAGAUGGACACAUCACCAGCUGAGUCCCCUGCUCUAGCUUAUGAUAUGCAUUCAGAAAGUCACAGGGAUUUGCUCUCUGAAACUACCUCCAAAAGCAUUGAGAUUCACACUGUUACCAUUGGGCAUGACAAACACAACAUCGUAGAUGACUACAGUGGUCAGAUUGACAAUAUCUUGAGCAGCCAAGAGGGUCACAAUGUGAUGGAUGUGGACCCAAAUCAGAUUGACAUUUACGCCUCAACCCCGUCUUAUGAAAUUCACUUACUGGAUAAUGAACCACUUGUUACUGCUAAGAAGGGAGAGAAUGAAGGAGGGAUGAUGGAGAUGGUAACUGAGCUACUGGGAGAGGAGGCAGAGUCCUCUGUCUGCCUCCGACUUUACCCAGACCCCUGGAUCAGGCUGUGUCUGGAAGAGAACUGUGAGGGGUGGGCUCAGGGGGCAUGUGACGCUGAACGCAGCCAGGAUGAAAGCAAGAAGGGCAGCAACACAGAACUGAUCCCAUCCUCAGUGUCAGAGAUCCAGCCCUCUAUGGCUCUGCUUGGAGCUUACCCAUACAGCACCAUGAUGCCUCAGGGAUCCUGUGUGUGGGACUGGCACACAAAUUACACUCAGUCUGAAACUGUGGCUGCCACUAACCUUAGCCCUGAUGCCCGAAAUUGGACUGAUGCCAGCUUCAGUUUUAUUGUCCCUGAUGCUGCAUACCAGCAGCCUCAGCAGCCAUGGCUACAGGUUCCCAAUAAUCUGAUCCAUCAGGAAGGAUAUCUGCCAGAGUUUCAGGUGAACACAGACCUUACUGAAGUUAAUCCCUGUAUUGUGGAGUAUCAGACACUGACUGCUGAUGUUCCUGUGGUUUUUGGACAGUCCACUGGCCCACCUGUUACAGAUGAGGUUAGAGAAGAACUGGGCCAAGUUUUGGAGUCUUGUCUGACCAGGGAGAACCUUGGCAGCGAUCUAUUCCUCCAGUCUCAGAUGGACAGUGACCAAUACAUUUCCAUCGCCACUCUGGCCUGCAUUGACAAGAUCAAGAACCUCACCACAGACCUGAACGUCAUCUGUGAUGUUCUUAGAACCCUGCCACUGAUCCAGAUUUCUCCAUGUGGAAUGAAAGUCCGGCCUGGAGUGAGCCGGUGUGUUGUGAUCCUGCGGGAGAUUCCUGACACCACACCUCGUGAGGAGGUAGAGGCUCUCUUUGAAGGAGAAAACCUGCCAAAGUUCACGAGCUGUGAGUGUGUACACAACGACAACUGGUUCAUCACCUUUCAGUCAGAAGCUGAUGCACAACUGGCCUACAAGUACCUGAGAGAAGAGAUCCGGGUGUUCAAGGGAAAGCCGAUCAUGGCAAGGAUAAAGGCUAAAACAAUACCAGUCAUUACCUGCGCUUCAAAAAGUGGCUACAGACCCGUCCAGCUGGAUCAGUGUAGCAAUCAAUACACCUCCUAUUUCCCGCCGACCAUUUUCCAGCAGCCCACACAGCAGUUGUUUGAUUUCAACAGUGAGGUGUGGAAUUCAGCUGCAACAGAAUGUGCUGAGCAGCCCCAUUUGUCAACAAAUGACUUAAUGGAUGGGUUUGCAAUGCUUUCCAACUUCAAACCACACAGCCAGCAAAAGCAGAGUAGAGGCUCUAGGUCGUCCCAUGGUGGUAAUCGUUGGCAAAGCAACUGCUCUCAGCCAUCAGAGCAGCCAUCAUUGUAUCGUUCCUCAUCCGCCACAAAGCCCGGUCGAGGCCGGACACGCAGCAGCUUGCACCAACAGAACAAGGGUGGAAUGACUGAGUCCAACAAGAAAGUUUCUUCAACCACCCUUGAGCAGAGAAGAAGAAACUUUAGCCAAAGGGGUAGAGAGAAAGCAAAGUCCUGGGAAGGGUCUACUCAACAUCGUCAGAAUCUGCCAGGUCUUCUUCGUCAGCCCUUUCCUCCUCCUGAGAGCACUGUAAUGGAGAGCCUUACUCUUUCUAUGGAAAAUGCUGCCAUAGCAACUCCACCUGCAUCUAAUGGCAACAUCAAGGGUCCCAACAAAAGCAGCAGCGGCUGCGCACCCCAGCCGUCAGAGGAGGCUCGGCCAGUGUCACAGCAGAUUGUAAAGGAGAGUUCUAAGGUCUCAACCAGUGAGGAAACAUUAACUCAGCUCCCUCAGGAAGAAGCCUCAGACUCCCAGAAACUGAGCUACGCCGAGAUCUGCCGUAGAGGAUGUUUCAAAAAGUCGGUGUUGCCCACUGAUGACCAGUCCGACUCAGCUCCACUGCCAAAGUAAUCAGAUAAGAUGGAGGCUUGGCCUUUUUUUUUUUUUUUUUUUUUCUCAUGAUAACAUGUUGUUUCGGCCUAAUCAUAU
Messenger RNA from Melanotaenia boesemani (Boeseman's rainbowfish), 4815 nucleotides. RefSeq lists its product as uncharacterized. Gene Ontology annotation, cellular component: cytosol; cytoplasmic stress granule. The record is from RefSeq and is a predicted model, not a curated record. The transcript is spliced from 15 exons. Bases 31 to 4737 code for a protein of 1568 amino acids. Lineage: Eukaryota; Metazoa; Chordata; Actinopteri; Atheriniformes; Melanotaeniidae. Gene Ontology annotation, biological process: positive regulation of translation. Gene Ontology annotation, molecular function: mRNA 3'-UTR binding.